AUGGCCAAGAAAACCCUCUCUUCUUCUCAAGCUUCAUCUCAAAACUCACAUGCACACAAAACCCUUCCAGAUCCAACACAAACAACACUCUCAUCUCAAUCUCAACCACUACAAAUCCAACCACUUCCCACUUCAAACUCUCUCCGCCCUGACCGUUCCAAGAAACCCACACCCCUCACCAUCGCUGAAUCCUCCAAAAGGACCCAGAGAAUCUGCUUCACUCCCGACAAUGUGUUGCUCAUUCUUAAAUCCCUUUCAGAUUUCAAAUCCAAAACGGGAAAAGACCCAGUCAAACACCUCACUGAUUUUCAUGAUUCAUUGAAAAGUUCUCUCAAGAUCAAAACUACAGAAAGGAAACUCGGAGAGAAGAUUCGGGUGUUGAGGAUCAAGUUCGAGAAGCAACGUCAAUAUAAUCAAGUUGAAGGAAAAGAAAAAUCACCCAAGAUGGAUAAUGCUACUAAGAAACUGAUGCUGGAAGAACCACCCAAGAAGGAAAAUGCUACUAAGAAACCAUCAAUAUCGAAGAAAUCGAGACAUGCUGCUUAG
Vicia faba (fava bean) is the source of this 546-nucleotide messenger RNA. Lineage: Eukaryota; Viridiplantae; Streptophyta; Magnoliopsida; Fabales; Fabaceae. The record is from the annotation of a GenBank genome assembly.